AUGCGCGAAAGUGGAUCCAGGGAUAUGGAGUUCUUCUGGCUAGGACGUAUCCCGUGUAGGACCGUCCGCCUCGUUGGCCUAGUUGUCGGGGUACAAGUGUGGGAAAAGCGCACGGUGUACACGAUUGACGACGGGACGGCAGUGAUCGACUGCGCCCAUGCACAUGCGCAGAUCGUUCCUCCUAGUCCCGUUAAACCCCGAGCGAAGGAGGUGGCGCCAAGUGGGCACAGAAGCAAAGCUACCGGUCCAUCCUUCGGUGACUAUUUGCCGCCACCAAGGGCUACGACGUCAGUGUCAGCCGCCGCCGCCAGGCGCACUGUACUGGAACCACCUCCGCCUCCCAAGCCCGUCGCCCGCGUCGGCCAGUCCGUCCGAGUCGUCGGACGUGUAGUUAGCAGAUAUGACUCUCGAAUGCUUCUCGUCGAUGACAUCUCUCGAUGCACUUCCUUCAACGAUGAGCCUGCCCAUUGGCUAGCUGUAUCGGAACUGCACCGCACAACCUAUCAUCCGAAGGAGAAAUUACCACUUUUCGUCCCACCGCCGAUACCGAGCGCUUCAACCUACACUUCGCAGUUCUACGCAGCAAACCAGCCGGGAUCUCCAUCCAAGCACGGGACCCAGCAUUACACCCAGGAGCCUGGGACACCGGCAUCUGUCCGCUCCAUUGCGUCAACCAACACCUCUCCUAGCACUGUCGCGUCGACAUCGUCGCCGGCUUCUGGGGCUGGUGAUAAACCCCCGUCUCCGAUCCGUUUACGACACCCUGCGCGCCUACAUACGCGCGAUGUAACAGUACACACUCUGCGCAUAUACAUCAAGCACUACAUGGACAACGCACCACCGCCCACACGCCGCCGAAGGCGUAGCCUAGACUCUCGCUCCGUCUCACCCUCGCCUUCCCCUCAGUCCUCGCAAGCACGUCAACGAGAUGCCCUCGAGACGCCUACGAAGGCCAGUCGGGGGCGGUCUGCGCGCGAGACAGACGCGACUCCACGUCCCUCUCGACUUCGCCCUUUCAAUGCAGACAAAUCAUCACCUUCAUCCUUGGCCUCUGACAACGAUACCGACACAGAAGAUGAGUUCGAUGGCCCUGAGGAAGACGACGACCAAGUCUACGGCUACACGCUCUCCCACCUCCGUCGCGUGCCCGAGCUCGCCCUCCUCGCGCGGCGCGUCAUACACGCCGACGCGCACCGCCGCGCCAAGGAAGGGCGCAAGAAGGUGAAGGUCGACGCCGAACGCAGCCAAAGUCGCAGCAAGUCCAAGUCGAGCUCGACCCACGCCUCUACAUCUACGUCCGCCUCCACGUCUACCGCGUCGAAGAAAGAAGUAGACCUCGCAGACCCGAAGGCUGCAGCGGCCGCCACGAAGCGCCUCUUCCGCCAGGCGAUCCGCACCCUCUUCCAAGACGGCAGCAUCGUCCUCUGGGACGGGCCCAUCCGCCCGCUACCCAUGCCCGCCCUCGACCCGCUCAUCCCCUCCUCCUUCUCCUCCGCGCUCUGGAAGGCGAACACCAGCACCGCCUCCUCUACCUCCGCAUCGAUGUCCGCGUCUACAACCACCUCAUCGUCAAGAACGUCGCGCAGCUUCCCGGCGUACGACGAGUGGGACGAGGACGCGCCGCUCAGCGACCCCGAGCCCAGCGAGGAAGCCUACGUCCCGCUCACGCCCGUCUACUUCGCGCGCGUCCUCGAGCGCGCCAUCGCCAGCCUCGUCGCCGAGGCCUCCGCCGCCCCAGCCCCAGCGCCAUCCGGAGACGCGACGCCCAAGCCCAGGCAAGCCCCGUCGCUCAUCGAGCGCCUCCGCGCGCAAGAGGCGGGCGCCGAAGGAGGAACGCAGGCUGCGGUGGGGCCGACGGCGGCGGAGCUGCUCGCGUGGCUGCGGAACAGCGACGAGCGGUGGGCGCGCGUCGGGCUGUGGUCGGUCGAGGAGGCGCUCGAGUGGGGCAGACGGGAGGGGCGGCUGUGGUGUGUGGGGAAGGGCCGCUGGGAGGUGUGUGGGUAGCGGCGGGCGUGCGCGUGCGCUGGGCGUGGCGCUUGCAGGUUGCCGCUUGCAGGUUGUGGGCGCGCGGGGGUCACGGUGGUUCUGGGGGUGGACAGGGGUGGGCGCGGUGGACGUGCCGGCGCGCACGCUGCUAUCGCCGAAGCGAAGCAGGAUUGCCGACGUAAGGGGUGUCUGCAAAUCGUCUGCUUCAUCUAGCUCUUUCAUAUAUCACGACUCUGUUAUGUACGUCUGAGAACAGUUUAUGCAUGGCACAAC
Trametes versicolor FP-101664 SS1 is the source of this 2259-nucleotide messenger RNA. RefSeq lists its product as uncharacterized. Gene Ontology annotation, cellular component: chromosome, telomeric region; site of double-strand break; DNA replication factor A complex. NCBI's taxonomy places the organism in Eukaryota, Fungi, Basidiomycota, Agaricomycetes, Polyporales, Polyporaceae. Gene Ontology annotation, biological process: nucleotide-excision repair; double-strand break repair via homologous recombination; DNA replication. The transcript has 4 exons. The record is from RefSeq and is a predicted model, not a curated record. Bases 1 to 2004 code for a protein of 667 amino acids.